AUGGUCCUGAUUGACAUUGGUAUCACUUAUAUCCUACUCCCCAACGCCAAACCAAUCGUACCACUGUUCGACAACCGACGCCCAAAGAUUUUAUUCGGAAAGGAUGAAGAUGGAGUCAGGUUCUCACGCAGGGUACCCCUUGAUGUCGCCUUUGUGAUUGCGAAUACUGUCCCAUAUGCUCCUCUCAACCAGGAGAAUAGUAAUGUCCAACUCAUUGACUGUUUCUACCUCAGGAUGUUACGAUCGUUGCCUGUCUACCCCAGAAGGCAACCAGUAUCCACCCCAAAUCAAAUGGGACCAAAUCUCAUCCAGUCACCCAAGCAGACAUUGGCCACCACCAACAACCCAGAUACCAAUAUCCACCAUCACCAGAUUAUGAGGUGGAUGAGCCAGUCUUCUCUCCUCCGGUCCCUCACCUUUUCAACAAACAGUAAUUCAUAUCUAUUUAUCUUGCCGUCGAUCAAGCAGAUGAGUGAUGGGUAA
Molecule: messenger RNA, 483 nt
Organism: Acytostelium subglobosum LB1
Lineage: Eukaryota; Evosea; Eumycetozoa; Acytosteliales; Acytosteliaceae
Exons: 2
Coding region: 1-483 (160 amino acids)
Source: RefSeq, a predicted model, not a curated record